AUGAAUGCUCCUAUCGCUCUCAGUCGACACCAUAGCACAAACCAAAUUCCAAUCCUCCAAAACCCUAAACACUACAAAACCCACAACUUUUCUAACGUUAAAUUACCUGGUACAAUCUUCACAAACUCCUUUAGAACUUUCUGUUCUCUGAAUAAUCGUUUCACAGCAAAAUUCUCGUAUAAAACCCGGUAUUUUGAAUCGAAUCGAUUAAGGGCUUCAUCAAAUGAUGCUCAAUCUAUCGCGGGCAGUUCUUCUUUUGGUGACCAAAAUGAGGUACGAGAGCCCAGUUUUUUGGAAUUUAUUACUUCAGAGAGAGUCAAAGUGGUGGCAAUGCUUGCAUUAGCUUUGGCGUUGUGUAAUGCUGACCGCGUUGUCAUGUCCGUGGCUAUUGUGCCGCUUUCACUCGCUCAUGGUUGGCGUCAAUCUUUUGCAGGCGUUGUUCAGUCAUCUUUUCUCUGGGGAUACAUGAUAUCACCUAUACCUGGAGGGACACUGGUGGACUAUUAUGGUGGUAAGGUAGUCAUGGCGUGGGGAGUAGCUUUGUGGUCUUUGGCCACCUUCCUAACUCCUUGGGCUGCAGAAACAUCUGUUUUGGCACUGCUUGCCGUGAGAAUGUUGCUCGGCAUAGCAGAAGGUGUAGCGCUUCCUUGUAUGAACAAUAUGAUAGCGAGAUGGUUUCCUCAAACAGAACGCGCAAGGGUUGUAGGACUUGCAAUGGCUGGAUUUCAGCUUGGAAGUGCUAUUGGACUUACACUGUCUCCAAUCCUCAUGUCACAGCGUGGUCUGUCUGGACCAUUUGUAAUAUUUGGAUUAUGUGGCUUUCUCUGGGUGUUAAUUUGGGUAUCUGCAACCUCGAGCACUCCUGAACAAAGUCCUCAAAUAUCAGUAUAUGAGUUGAGGUACAUACAGAACAAGGUGGCUGUAACCUCUCUCUCGAAGAAUGAAAAGAAAACAAGAGAAGUCAUUCCUCCAUUUAGGCGAUUGCUCUCUAAGCUACCAACUUGGUCUCUAAUUGUUGCAAAUUCCAUGCACAGUUGGGGAUUUUUUUCUAUCGGAUUUAUCGGGCCUGGCAUUGCUCUCAUUGGUUUAACGACAGCAAAAAGUCCAUUACUGGCAUCUGCUUGGUUAACUGUAGCUGUUGGAUUGAAAGCAUUUAGUCACUGCGGCUUCCUUGUGAACCUUCAGGAGAUUGCCCCACAGUACUCUGGUGUUCUACAUGGUAUUUCGAAUACUGCAGGCUCGUUCGCUGCUAUGGUGGGAACAGUUGGUGCUGGUUUCUUCGUCGAACUAGUGGGUUCUUUCAAGGGAUUUUUGUUGCUGACAGCAUUCCUGUAUAUCUCUGCUGCUUUAUUCUGGAAUCUCUUCUCUACAGGUGAGAGGGUCAAUUUUGAUGAAACUACUUAG
Molecule: messenger RNA, 1404 nt
Organism: Fraxinus pennsylvanica
Lineage: Eukaryota; Viridiplantae; Streptophyta; Magnoliopsida; Lamiales; Oleaceae
Source: the annotation of a GenBank genome assembly